This is a messenger RNA of Mucor mucedo, 886 nucleotides long. RefSeq lists its product as uncharacterized. The coding region runs from base 23 to 823 and encodes 266 amino acids. The transcript has a single exon. The record is from RefSeq and is a predicted model, not a curated record. NCBI's taxonomy places the organism in Eukaryota, Fungi, Mucoromycota, Mucoromycetes, Mucorales, Mucoraceae.
UAUACAUAAUCAAAAAUAAAUAAUGUUUAAACGUGUACGUAAGGAACUGGAAAAGCAGCAGAUUCAAGACACAGAGAUCGCCGCCGAUGACAAUGAGGAAAGAUUAGCUGGUGUCUUUUCCGAUUCGGGAUCAGACAGUGAUACCGAUAAUUCGGACGAUGAACAAACAAAGCGAUACAAGAAGAAGGCACGUAAAGCCUUGAUCAAGACUGUCAACCAAUUAGCCAAAUUACAGGGCUCCGGUGAUGAGGAUGAGGAGUCCGAUGAAGAAGAAGCCGAGUCUGAAGACGAGGAGGCAGAACCCAUGGAAGAAGAGUUGAAUUCAGAGGAUGAACUCGAGGAUACUUUCGUAUGUGACGUUUGCCCCGAAAAGAAGCUCAAGCACGUUGAGCACGUUAAUAUUCAUUUGAAGAGUAAGGAUCAUAUUAAGAGAGUGAGAUUUUUGAAAAAGACCGGUGGUCUUCCCCAACCUGUCCAAGAAGAAGAGUUAUCGGAAGAAGUUCAGGCUAAGAUUGCUGCAAAGAAGGCAAAGGCUGAAGCCGAAAAGAGUGCUAGAGAACAAGCUUUGAAGGAUAAAAAACAAUCAAAGGCCUUGAGUGCCAAGGAAAAGGCAAAGGCUCAUCGUAAGCUGGUCAAGCAAAAGAAGUGGGAACGUGAACAGGAAAAAGCCAAGGCAGCCGCCGCUGAUGCUGCUGCUGCUGUUGUUGUUGAAGAAGAAGCCAAGGAGACACCUGUCGUUGCUAAGACUGCUGCCAAAAAGACCGCUGCCAAAAAGGCUGGUACUAAGAAGACAGCUACUAAGAAAAGUGCAGCCAAGAAAUAAAUAGAAACUUUGUAAUAUAAUAGAAAUUUCACACACACAUUAUACAUAAUAUAAUUCAUACCA